AUGACCGAACAGGCGAUUGGAGCCAACAGUGUACCCGGCAUUAUUGCCCCAGGCAGUGUUCACGUCAUCCAGCCCAGCUACCCCGUGGCCUCUGGAAGUCAUCUGCAGCCUUCAGGGGUGACCACUUACCCAAUCUCACCAAAAGUAAUCCAGUGUGAUACAGGAAGAGCAAACUUACAGAAUCUACUCGUGGUGAGCCAGAACCCAGUGGCAGGUGCACAGAGUCAACCCAUUGGGUAUCACCAACCGUAUCCGGUGGGAACAGCCAGUUUGCAGACUGUGCCUGGAGUGAUCCAAUACACACAGGGAACAACGAAUCUCCAGACACGGCCUGGAGACCCUCAGAAUCCUCCAAAUGCUAACCCUGGGCUGACACACACCUCAGACUCAUCCCAGUGGAACACAUCAUUUGCAUCAUUUACUGCAUUUAAUCCCAAGAAAUUCAUAAAUGAGGAGGUCAGAACAUUAGGGGCCAUCCAGAUCCUCAUCGGCCUGACGCACAUGUUCUCUGCAAUUAACCCUGUGCUGUAUCACUAUUUUUCUGUGACCUGGGUGUCAGGCUACCCGGUCUGGGGAGGAUUAUCCUAUAUUAUAUCUGGAUCCCUCUCAGUAUGGGCUGCAAAGGAUCCCAGUCCUUGUGUGGUGAACAGCAGCAUCAGCUUGAACAUCAUCAGUUCAUUAUUCGCCUUUGCCGGGAUCUUCAUUAUCAUUACAGAUCUGAUCCUUUACUAUGUGACGACGUAUUCAAAGGCAAUUUCUGGUGGUCUUCUCCCCUUUGCCCUCCUGGAGUUCAUCCUCACUUGUGUGGUCUCACAUUUUGGGUGCCAGGCUACCUGCUGCAAACAAUUUGAGAAUGUGACAGUGAUUCCAGCCGUAUUCAGUUUCAACCAAGCCAAUACCACCAGCAGCCCUGUCAACACCACCACCAGCCCUGUCAAUGUUAAUGCUGGUCCUGUCAAUGCUACCAUCGGCCCUGUCAAUGUGACAACUGGCCCUGUUAACACUACCACUGGCCCUGCCAAAACUACCACCAGUUCUGUCAAUGCUAUCCACACCAACAAUAGGAGGGGGAGCAAGUGGAGUGUGUUCAGUAUUCCCAGUUGGGCCACAGGACAGAGGCCUCUGAGCCAGGAGGGACCUGAGAACUUCCCAGAGGUGGCAGCUCGCAAGCAGAGUGGAUUUCCAAGCCCCACGCGCAUAAAAGGAUUUCACAUGAAUAUGUGUGAACUCAGGAGAGUUGACUGCAGGAGAGCAGAGGCAGCCGGGAGCAAGCGGCGGCACAGCAGCGGUGGCAGCACGCCGGUGAUGCCGCAUUCCAGGCAGCAGCUGCAGUCCAUGAACAAAGCUGCUUCUGGCUCCUCGUGA
Messenger RNA from Mandrillus leucophaeus (drill), 1365 nucleotides. RefSeq names its product membrane-spanning 4-domains, subfamily A, member 18 (gene MS4A18). The record is from RefSeq and is a predicted model, not a curated record. Bases 1 to 1365 code for a protein of 454 amino acids. The transcript is spliced from 9 exons. Gene Ontology annotation, biological process: cell surface receptor signaling pathway. Lineage: Eukaryota; Metazoa; Chordata; Mammalia; Primates; Cercopithecidae. Gene Ontology annotation, cellular component: plasma membrane.